This is a messenger RNA of Homalodisca vitripennis (glassy-winged sharpshooter), 780 nucleotides long. It is a transcript of the gene Brd8, whose product is annotated as bromodomain-containing protein 8. NCBI's taxonomy places the organism in Eukaryota, Metazoa, Arthropoda, Insecta, Hemiptera, Cicadellidae. Bases 64 to 765 code for a protein of 233 amino acids. The record is from RefSeq and is a predicted model, not a curated record. The transcript is spliced from 6 exons. Gene Ontology annotation, cellular component: NuA4 histone acetyltransferase complex.
CAAGAAAUCAGUAACACUACGUUUCGAGAUCUGCAAUCUGAUCUCUUCUUCAGGACAACAAAAAUGAAGCGUGGAACAACUAUUUUAGAACCAUGGUCUACAAAAGAAAAGUUAUGUCUUUCUUCUGCUGUUUUGAGAAGUGGGGAUCAGAAUUGGAUGUCGGUGAGUCGAGUACUGCGAGUGUUUGGUGAGCCCGAUCGCCCAUCAGAGUGGUACUCGCAGAAGCAGUGUGCUCAGCAGUAUGAGGCUUUGCUCACCAAUGUUGGCACUUCAAAGCGAAAGAAAAGGAGUGAAAAGGGUAUUGAAACAGUAGAUACCCCAAAUGAAAGCAUUGUCCGCAAACUAUUACAAGAAAGAGUUGAAGAACUAACCCGGCUCUUGGAGGAAGACAGGAGAGAAUAUAGGCGUAUCAAGAAAGAAAAAGAAGACAUAGAAAGUGGUAAAGCUGAUGACAGGUUGGAUGAAUUUGAACGAGAAAUUGAAGGAGAAAAGGAGAGAGAAGCAGCUAGAGGAUCAAUUCUGAGACAACAUGAAGAGAGAAGUAGACUGGAGGGUGGCAGGCUUACACCCCACAUGGACCCUCCAACACCAACUGAGAAUAACAUUGAGCUGCAGCAGCAGGCAGAAUCCAAGGUGCCGACUUCACCUCUGCUGACAAGUCUGCUCCAAAGUCCUAGUCACUACCGGGGUGCUGCCUCCAUACACAGUCUACUCAACCCUCCACCCCAACCCUCGCUCUCUCGGGUCACUGGUAAGUGGAGAUAACAUGUGAUAAUAACU